Molecule: messenger RNA, 3073 nt
Organism: Orbicella faveolata
Lineage: Eukaryota; Metazoa; Cnidaria; Anthozoa; Scleractinia; Merulinidae
Biological process (GO): double-strand break repair via homologous recombination
Cellular component (GO): nucleoplasm
Molecular function (GO): protein binding; DNA binding
Source: RefSeq, a predicted model, not a curated record
UGACGCCAUAAAUUAUGCGCAGUAAGGAUGCGCAAUACAAAUGUGAGGAAUGACCUUAAAUGACAUCAACCAAGCAAUAGUUAGCCAGAUGCACUUAAGUAAAGAAUGAGUUGAUGUUAAAUCACUGUGAUGCUGUCCAUAAUAGUACGGUAAAAUUCUCUGUAAUUUCUUUUAGGAAUCACAGAACAUGCCAGCUUUUACAGUCCAUUAGUCUUCAUGCAAUGGAUUUUGGCCAUUUAUCUUGUCUUAAAGCAUUCACUGAAAGGGGAUUCCUGUUCCUAAUGAUGGCUAGUAAAUCAGGAAAGGAAAUUGUUUCUGGAGGAGACACAAAUACUGGUGCUUGUUUGUUAUUUGCCUUGAAUCCCAAAACCUCAAAAAUGAUAUGUUUGGAAUACUUUAACCUAGAACAAAGUCUGAACACACUAGGUACAAAUGGUCAAUAUAUUGCUGCGGGACAUCAGGCAAAGGGCAAAGUGAACAUUUGGAACAUAACCAACAAUCAGAGACAUUCUACUCUUCAAGUGUUCCAAGAUGAAGUGAGCAGUAUUGGAUUUCAUCAAGACAGGCCUGUUGUAGCGUUUGGUAGCACUGGUGGUUGUGUUCAUUUGUUUUCUUUGUGUUGACAAAGAUUUCUUAUGAUAAGCAAGAGCAGUCUGAGCAGCACAUUUUAAUUGAUUUCUACAAACGAUCAAACGAUUACUGAUACUUGAUUUCAUAGCUGCUCUGGGAGGAAGUUGUAUUGAAGGAGAAACUUGUACAUAUUCGUGACUGGCCAAAUUAUAGCCUUAUAGUCCUACAAGGAGUAUUUUGAAAAAUAACAAAUAUUGUUAUAUUUGUCGCUGGUGUUUGUUGUGCUUUCUUCACAGUAAUUUCAAGCUUUAAUCAUUAACUGCAAACAUGCAAUAUAUUAAAUAAAUUAGUUCAGAAGAGCUUCACAGCAGACAUGACAUUUAGCCCACAUGAAAGGAAAAGUGUUUUACAUUAAAGAACAUAAAAUGGAAGUCAGGAAAAUAUUUUAUUACUGAUGCAAUUAUAUUGGUGUAGAAUUAACGUAGAAGUUUAAAAAAGUUGGUCAUUUAUAAUACAUAAAUAAAAUUAAAAAGAAAAUCUUUGUUCAAGUGUCAAACCAUGUAGCCUGGGAGAAACCCAUACUGACAAGGGGACAUAGACUAAUGCAAAAUACAAAACUGACAAGACUCAAAUAUCCACACUAAAAUAUGAAUAAUACAAAAUGCAGUCUGAAAUGUUUUAAAGAUAAUACUGAACACCAUAGGUAAUGUGUCGAUUGCCGAUCUAAUGUAAAAAAUCUGUUAAUUUCACUAAGAAGAUUUAGAAGUGCCAUGCUAAGCAAAGGAUACAACCCUUGCAUCUGGCUUCUGUCAUUGGCACACCUAAAACACUGGAGUCAUUUUAAGGAUUACCCCAACUCCCAAGAAUAAAAUGUUUCAUCCUUGACUGCUAGCCUGAGUCAUAACACAGAAAAUUAGAACUUGGUCUAAAUAUGGAAAGACGAAACACCAAACAGUGUUUUAAAAGUGGCACCGAAGAGAAAAAUCAUGGGUUAGAUAUUCAAGGGGUAAAAACCUUGGCGAUGGGAAGGACCCGGAGAAUUUAUGGAGCAAAGACGUAACGCUCAAUGCGCUUUCAGGUGUGUUGAGACUACAGCUUUCAGGACUUCAGAGAACAAAAUGGUUAUGUGCAGUAUUGUUUCGAAGUUGGUUUCGGCUUUUUAAAGGACUGGUAAAUCUACAGCCGAUAAAAUGACUGCAAAGCCGUCGGCAAAAGUAAUAUUCACAUUACGCUUUAGCGUGAAUAAUUAACAGUUAUUCCCCGCAGUGGUGGUUAUAAUCCAUCAAAUAUUUUCGCUGGCGCGCGAUUGGUCUAAACGCGUCACCUGACCGAAUAUGUCCCAGCUAAAACGGGGAAUAUCCGAAUGAAAGUUCAUAUCAGUAUAUCAACAUGGAUUGGCCAGUCUUCUGAGCAGAAUACACAUGCCUUCCAUGACAUCACAGACAGUUCUUUGGGAACAGACAAUUUGCAAGUUGUUCAACAGCAAUUCCCGAUCAUUCUUGCCAAAUCAUAACUCAGUCCAGCAAUCCUCAAUCAUCUGCCCAAUUGUCAAUGUUAAAGCGUUCAAAAUUUGAAAGGGGAAAAACUGGCUUCGACAUGUUAGCAUCAUACAGUAAAGCAAAUUCUACGUCAUCAAUAAUGUUUUGAGAAUAUGCAAUUACCAAGGCGUCGCGAACACUGGCUACAUCAUUAGCGUACAUGUAUAAUGUAAACCUCGCGAAGCCGAAUUUCACGCGUUUGAGAUUACGUGAAUUUCUAUGCGCCAUCUCGCUUUCGAUAGACAUGACGACACAAAAUCGACAGUAAGAAGGUUUGGUAUAAUGCACAGAAAUAAAAUGUUAACCUCACAGUGAAUGGUGCUUAUCACUUUGACUUACUUAUAACGAAGCUUUAUCUUAAAAUUUAUACAGCUCUUGAAAAACUUUGAGCCUUUAUAAACUUUUAUACAAACGUCGAUUACAACCUGAGGAUUUCUUUCUUUCCAGCGUAAAAUUAUUAACAUCUGGUUCCACGUUUCUUUCUCCCUCAUCUGUGACCUGGCUGAAAAGCUUGACUAGUUCGAGGAGAAAGUAAUAUUCGAGAACAAGUUUUUUUUUCGACGUCUUGUCUUUGCGAGGUGCUAAAUCGCUCUUUACUCGUAACGCGACGGCGUUGUAGACCCAUCCUAAUCGGUCAUGGCACAGUGCGCGCGCGGUCGUCGAAAGGCUCUCGUCGUGUUUGCUGAAUCUAUCUAUUGCCCAGAAGCAUAUGAGGUGAUAUGGUUCUGAUUGCCAAGUUGCUUCGGCGAGUUAUCUUCAAUAGGAGUUGUAAAGCCUUCCAAUGCCUGUCCUCACACUGAGAUAAAACGCACUUUUAAACAUAGUCACGUGACUGAUGACGUCAUCACACCAAGUUUCCGGAAGAUAAAUCGGUGUAUAUGGCAUGACAAGGGUUUAUUUUCCUUUAUAAUAUAGAUAGGACCCUGCGCGCGCUCUGAUUGGUCAAAAACCCAUGUUUUAUCAGG